GCCCCCUUUGGUCGCCGAGAUGGUCGGCGAUUGGAGUCAUUUUUAGAGAGUUUUUACCAUUUCUACAGAAUAUUUGUUACAGUUCAAGACAAGAUGAAGAAGAUAUCAUUUGGAAAAAUAUCUUUUGCUUCUGCUGGCACCUCCAAAAAAGACUCAAAUACAGCUGACCAAAAAAGCAAUAACUCAGAAGAUGCUGAAGCACCUCAAGGGUUUGGAUCCUUUGGUAAAAAGGAUGUAGCUGAUGAUAAAGUGAAAGGGGAUGAGCAGAGUAUGGAUGAAGAAAGCAAUGAAAUGGCAAAGGUCAUGGGUUUUGGCAGCUUUGGUGGUAAAAAAGCAAAACAGUUUGAUAUCAACACUGUCUUGAAGGAUACCCUGGAAACAGCAGUUCAGCGUAAUAAAGACAACAUUGAAAAGAUGACAGAAAUGUCAUCAAGUGAAGACCAGUCAGGCACAGCAGAAGAAGCUUCAGGCAGCAAGCAAGAUGAUGCAGAAGAAUCUGAUGAUGAAGAGCUUAUUGGUCCUCCGCUGCCGCCCGCCACCGCGGAGAAGACUGCCGAUGACGCCGCCGAUGACGACGAGGACGCGGACAGUGACGUCAGCGACGAUGACGAGGAUGAUGACGACCCUCGCGGCUGGAUACCGGUGUCCACCGACAUGUCGCUGGAGCACGGCUCGAAGCCGGUGACGGCGCUCACUGCCGACCCCGCCGGAUCGCGAGUGGUCACCGGCGCACUCGACUAUGUCGUCAAGUACUGGGACUUCAAUGGAAUGGACCUGUCGCGCCGCAGCUUCCGCGAUAUGAGACCGUUCGAGAGCAACCCGAUCACAUCCGCUCAGUACUCGAGUACCGGCGACAGAGUACUGGCCACCUCCGGCAGCGCAAAGGUCAAGGUGUUUGACCGCGACGGCGUCGAGCUGUGCGAGACGCUACGCGGGGACAUGUACCUGGUGGACAUGAAGCGCACCAAGGGCCACGUGGCGGGUGUCAGCGGCGCCGCCUGGCACCCCAAGAUCAAAGAGGAGUUCCUCACGUGCGCCAGCGACGGCACGUGCCGCAUCUGGCACGUGGAUGACGCGGCCAAGUCGCAGCGGCACGUGGUGAAGCCCCGUGCCAUGGGCGGCCUGAAGACGCACCCGAGCGCGUGCACGUACAGUCGCGAUGGUCACCUGGUGGCAGCCGCCUGUACGGACGGAUCGCUGCAGAUGUGGGACCACAGGAAGGCUUACGUGAGCACCACUAUGCUGGUCCGGGACGGCCACCAGCGCGGCACCGAGACAUCCAGCAUCGUCUUCUCCUACGACAACGUCAGCGUGGCCACCCGCGGCGGCGACGAGACGCUGAAGCUGUGGGACGUCCGUCAGUUCCGCAAACCCGUCCACACUGCCGCAGGACUGUUCAACAAGUUCCCCAUGACCGACUGUUUGUUCAGUCCGAACGACCAGCUGGUGGUGACGGGCACCUCCCUGGAGCGCGGGGAGACCCUCGGGCAGCUGCACUUCUUCCUGAGGAGCACCUUCGAGAAGGUCGCCCAGCUGCCGGUCGCGGAGGGCCACGUGAUCCGCGCGGUGUGGCACCCGCGGAUCAACCAGCUGCUGCUGGGCUGCGGCAGCGGUGUGUGUAAGGUGCUCUACGACCCGGACAAGUCGCACCGGGGCGCCCUGCUCUGUGCAGGCAAGAAGAAGAGCAAAUCCAAACAGAUGGACGUGGUGAUGAACACCCAGGUGAUCACGCCGCACGCGCUGCCCAUGUUCCGCGAGCCGAGGGCGCGAUCCACACACAAACAGGCCGAGAAGGCGCGACAGGACCCCAAGAAGUCGCGCCGGCCCGAUCUGCCGCAGGGAAAGUCAGGCACGGGCGGUCGGGUGGCCGUUGGCGGCUCCACGAUGGCCUCCUAUAUUAUGCGUACGCUCGGAGUGGAGGCCAAGAAACGGGAGGAGGGCGACCCGCGCGAGGCGCUGCUGAAACACGCCAAGGAGGCGGCCGAGAACCCCUACUGGGUGACCCCUGCGUACGCCAAGACGCAGCCAAAGCAGAUUUUUCAACCCGUGGAAAACUCGGACGAGCCAGAUUCCAAGAAAAGAAAGACGUGAGCUCCAGUCCGCAUCACUGCUUUCAUGUUGUUUUCAUUCACAUCACAUCUACGUCACGCGUUUGUGUGUGACAGAGGUCCGUCAGUGUUGUAUGAUGGAUAUGCGCCAUGUGAUCAUUUCAUCUGCCUUUGUAUGUUAUUUGGUGGGUGGCUUCUCUUGUAAGAGUGCGCCCCCGUACCAGCAAUGGGUGCUGUUAUUGUGACAAAAUGCGCCAAUAAACGGCGUUGGAUAUGACCGA
Messenger RNA from Amphibalanus amphitrite, 2329 nucleotides. RefSeq names its product WD repeat-containing protein 70-like. Gene Ontology annotation, cellular component: nucleus; site of double-strand break. The coding region runs from base 94 to 2091 and encodes 665 amino acids. The record is from RefSeq and is a predicted model, not a curated record. The transcript has 13 exons. NCBI's taxonomy places the organism in Eukaryota, Metazoa, Arthropoda, Thecostraca, Balanomorpha, Balanidae. Gene Ontology annotation, biological process: regulation of DNA double-strand break processing. Gene Ontology annotation, molecular function: protein binding.